Messenger RNA from Sphaeramia orbicularis (orbiculate cardinalfish), 1074 nucleotides. It is a transcript of the gene ptgdsa, whose product is annotated as prostaglandin D2 synthase a. Lineage: Eukaryota; Metazoa; Chordata; Actinopteri; Kurtiformes; Apogonidae. Gene Ontology annotation, molecular function: small molecule binding. The transcript is spliced from 7 exons. The record is from RefSeq and is a predicted model, not a curated record. The coding region runs from base 348 to 911 and encodes 187 amino acids.
UCUUGUGAAACCAGUGCAGUGUGUCUGUGCGUAUGAGGCCCUCAUGAGUUUCAGCUGAUCUUAAAAAACCACAAGUAUGACAUGUUUCUUUACCUAUAGGUUGUGAAGGCUAAGUCUGGGUUGUUUUGGAACCAGUUCACCACACAUCUUCAACACUUGGCUUCUGUUCCCAGUUCCUUAGCAGUGAUUGGCCAACAACGAGGUGGGUGGAUCAGAAGAAAAACAAACAUUGCCACAGGCUUUGCCACUCUGUACCUGUCUGUCCACUGCGUACAGCUGUGUUAGGUUCUGGCAGAAAUCGGGUUUCAACUUUUUUCUUCCAUCCGCCUCUGUUUCUCCACACAACCAUGAGGACCACUGCGGUUGCUGUUGUCAUGGCGAUGCUGUGCGUGAUGAUGGUGCAUGCAGAUGUCAAGCCACAGAAGGAUUUCAACCUACAGAGGUUUGCAGGGAAAUGGUACCGUGUGGGCCUGGCCUAUGACUCUCCAGGAUUUGUCCCCUUCAGAAGCAAGCUGAAGGCCUCCAUGGGCAUCGUCACAGCACUGCCAAAUGGAAAUGUUAACCUCACUAUGUGGGAAUUAACACCUGCUGGAUGCGUGACCAAGAUGUACCACUAUGAGAGGACCACCGUACCUGGAGCAUUCACCUACUUCAGCACACGCUCCAACAUAGUGAAGGACAUCACAGUGGUGGAGACAAACUACAAUGAAUACGCUAUUGUCCUCAAACACAAGGUUUUCAACAGAGAGUACACACAGGUGGCUCUCUACGGUCGUGCUCAAAGAGUGAGCAACGAAAUCAUCCAGAAGUACAAAGCCUUCGCCCUGUCUCGUCAUUUGUCCAGAGAGUCUAUUCUAACACCUCCUCCAGCAGACAAUUGCCCACCAUCACCAACACCAGCAGGACGUUGAGUUUCCAGUAAUGAGUGUACCAAAAUAUAAUCUAUUUCUCCAUCUCUAAGCUGUUUUGUUCACUUUAUUAAAACAAACUAUGAAAUUCUAAUUCAACUGUAAAUGUUCAUAGUUUGUCUACUCUACAGUUUUGACAUAAUCAAAUAAACAUAUUUACCCCAAG